AUGUCACCGCCGCGGAGGGGGCGAGCCGGGGGCGCGCCCCGGCGCCGCUGAUUGACAGCGGGGCCCGGCCCGCAGCCCAUAAAGGCGGCGGCGCGGGGCGCGGGGCCGCGGAGGGACUUGCGACGGCGGCAGGGCACCGCGCUCCACUCCCCACCGGCCUCGCCCCGCCAAAGCCUCAGCUCGCCGUCGGCUUCCCCCCCCCGCCCCAUGCCAGGAGUUAUGCUGCAGAGGAGGGGGCUGUUGUGGCUUGCUGUCUUGAUAACCCUGUGGGUUUCCUCAAAUGCUCAGGAUGGUGACAAGGAAGAGGAGAUUACCUUUGAUUUACUUCAAAUCAGUAACAUAAACCGAAAGACAGUUGGAGCAAAAUUGUUUCGGGGUCCAGACCCCACUAUCCCAGCAUAUCGUUUCAUUCGGUUUGACCACAUACCGCCAUGUAAACCAGAGAAAUUAAAAAAGAUUGUCAAACUCAUACGGCAGAAUGAGGGCUUUAUCCUUUCAGCCACCCUGAGACAGGACAGGCAAUCUAGAGGCACUAUCCUUGCUUUAGAGGGUCCUGGCAUCAGUGAGAGGCAGUUUGAGAUCAUUUCCAAUGGCCGGGCCAACACCCUGGACCUUAUCUAUUGGGUGGAUGGCUUCCAGAACGUGAUUUCCCUGGAAGACGUGGACCUCGCUGACUCACAGUGGAAGAACCUCACCGUGCAAAUAACAGGCGAGAACUACAACCUCUAUGUUGGCUGUGACCUUAUUGACAGCUUCAUCCUGGAGGAGCCUUUCUACGAGCAGCUGAAAGCAGAGAACAGCAGAAUGUAUGUGGCGAAAGGGUCCAUUCGGGAGAAUCAUUUCAGGGGUCUUUUGCAAAAUAUUCAGUUAAUCUUUGAUACUUCAAUAGAGGAUGUUCUGCGUAAAAAAGGAUGCCAGAGAAGCCAGUCAACUGAAGUGAACACCAUCAAUGAGAGCACUGAAAUCCUUCAUUUGAGCCCUGCUGUCACAACCGAGUACGUGGGUGAGAAAUCAGAGAAGGCUGAGUUCUGCGAUCGCUCCUGUGAAGAGCUGGGAACGAUGUUCACAGAGCUCACUGGCUUGCGCAUCGUGGUGAACAACUUAGCUGAUAACCUCCAGAAAGUGUCUGAAGAGAACCAAAUUAUGUGGGAAUUGAUUGGGCCUAACAAAACACUGAAGAACCAGUCGGUUUGCUGGCAGGAUGGCCGUGUCUUUGCAGAUAAUGAAAGCUGGAUUGUAGAUAGCUGCACCAAGUGCACCUGCCAGGAUUCUAAAAUUGUGUGCCAUCAAAUCACCUGCCCAGCAGUCUCCUGUGCCGAUCCAUCUUUUGUUGAAGGUGAAUGCUGUCCAGUCUGCUCUCACUCUGAUGACAGCGAGGAAGGCUGGUCACCAUGGUCAGACUGGACAAAGUGCUCAGUUACCUGUGGCUCUGGGACUCAGAUGCGAGGAAGGUCAUGUGAUGUCACCAGGAGUGCUUGUACAGGCCCGCACAUCCAGACAAGGAUGUGCAGCUUUAAGAAAUGUGACCAUCGCAUACGUCAAGAUGGUGGCUGGAGUCACUGGUCUCCCUGGUCUUCCUGUUCAGUUACCUGCGGAGUCGGAAAUAUCACCCGCAUCCGCCUCUGCAAUUCCCCUAUCCCCCAGAUGGGUGGGAAAAACUGUGUGGGAAGUGGGCGUGAAACAGAGAAGUGUGAGAAGGUUCCAUGUCCAGUGAAUGGCCAGUGGGGUCCUUGGUCUCCGUGGUCUGCCUGCACUGUUACCUGUGGAGGAGGAAUUCGUGAGCGGUCUCGCCUCUGUAACAGUCCAGAGCCACAGUACGGAGGAAAGCCCUGUGUGGGAGAUACCAAGCAACAUGAUAUGUGCAACAAGAAGGAUUGCCCAAUUGAUGGGUGUUUGUCAAAUCCUUGCUUUCCUGGAGCAGAAUGCAACAGUUACCCAGAUGGGUCUUGGUCAUGUGGGCCAUGCCCAGCAGGUUACCUUGGCAAUGGUACUGUCUGUGAGGAUCUUGAUGAGUGUAUAGCUGUGUCAGAUGUGUGCUUUAAGGUGAAUCAGGUCCAUCGCUGCGUGAACACAAAUCCAGGUUUCCACUGCUUGCCAUGUCCUCCACGCUAUAAAGGAAGUCAGCCCUAUGGGGUAGGGCUGGAAGUUGCCAAGACAGAGAAGCAAGUCUGUGAACCUGAGAACCCAUGCAAGGACAAGACACACAGCUGCCAUAAGUCUGCAGAGUGCAUCUAUCUCGGCCAUUUCAGUGAUCCUAUGUACAAAUGUGAAUGUAGGACAGGUUAUGCUGGCGAUGGACGCAUCUGUGGUGAGGAUUCGGAUUUGGAUGGCUGGCCUAAUAAUAACUUGGUCUGUGCUGCUAAUGCAACAUACCAUUGCGUGAAGGAUAACUGCCCCCUUCUGCCUAACUCUGGCCAAGAAGACUUUGAUAAAGAUGGCAAAGGAGAUGCCUGUGAUGAGGAUGAUGACAAUGAUGGUGUUGAAGAUGACAAAGACAACUGCCCUCUUCUGUUCAACCCUCGUCAGUUUGAUUAUGACAAGGAUGAAGUUGGUGACCGCUGUGAUAAUUGCCCCUAUGUGCAUAAUCCUGCUCAGAUUGACACAGAUAAUAAUGGGGAGGGUGACUCAUGUGCUGUGGAUAUUGAUGGAGAUGACAUUUUUAAUGAACGAGAUAACUGUCCUUACGUCUACAACACAGACCAGAGUGAUACAGAUGGUGAUGGAGUUGGUGAUCAGUGUGAUAAUUGUCCGUUGAUGCAUAAUCCAGACCAGACUGAUGCAGAUAAUGACCUUGUUGGUGACCAGUGUGACAACAAUGAGGACAUAGAUGAAGAUGGCCACCAGAACAACCAGGAUAACUGCCCUUACAUCCCCAAUGCUAACCAGGCUGACCAUGAUAAAGAUGGUAAAGGAGAUGCCUGUGAUCCUGAUGAUGACAAUGAUGGUGUCCCAGAUGACAGGGACAAUUGUCGCCUCAGAUACAACCCUGAGCAGGAGGACUCUGAUGGUGAUGGCAGAGGUGAUAUUUGCAAAGAUGACUUUGACAAUGACAAUGUCCCAGAUAUUUACGAUGUAUGCCCUGAAAACAAUGCCAUCAGUGAAACUGAUUUCAGAAAGUUCCAGAUGGUCCCCCUGGACCCCAAGGGAACAGCUCAGAUUGAUCCCAACUGGGUUAUUCGCCACCAAGGCAAGGAACUGGUGCAGACUGCCAACUCUGAUCCUGGAAUAGCCGUAGGCUACGAUGAGUUCAGCUCUGUUGACUUCAGUGGGACGUUCUAUGUUAACACAGACCGCGAUGAUGACUAUGCUGGCUUUGUGUUUGGCUACCAGUCCAGCAGUCGGUUUUAUGUUCUGAUGUGGAAGCAGGUCACUCAGACCUACUGGGAGGACAAACCCACCAGGGCUUAUGGCUAUUCUGGUGUGUCGCUCAAAGUAGUGAAUUCAACAACUGGUACCGGUGAACACUUGAGAAAUGCUCUCUGGCACACAGGAAACACCCCUGGACAGGUGCGUACUUUGUGGCAUGAUCCCAAGAACAUUGGCUGGAAGGAUUAUACUGCUUACAGGUGGCAUUUGAUUCAUAGGCCUAAAACGGGACUAAUAAAAGUUUUAGUGUAUGAAGGGAAACAAGUCAUGGUGGAUUCUGGACCAAUCUAUGAUACAACCUUUGCUGGUGGACGAUUAGGUCUUUUUGUCUUUUCUCAAGAGAUGGUCUAUUUCUCUGACCUCAAAUAUGAAUGCAGAGAUGCUUGAGCAAUGGUUGCUGCAUUACCAGCAAAGUACUGUAAAUGCUAUGCAACCUAGACACCUCAGUACAUCCUGGUACUCCCAGUUUCUAUUUUUGUGUACCUCCUGUCCUCUGUCCUCGUGCUCCACUCACCAGGUACCUCCCUGCUGCCAGGAGUGCCUCAGCCAUCCCUCCACCCAAGUGCCUUCUCACAGCCAGGACUAAUGAGACCUAAACGUGAGCGUCCGACCCACCACCGAAGCAAAAGCAGAUUGAUAUAUUAGAACACUUUUGUAGAGUGAAAACUUAGCAAAACAUGUUUGUUUGUUUAUUUGUCUUUUUUUAAGGAAUGACGUUUACAUAUAAAAAUGUAAUUACUUAAUGUAUUUAUAUAUAUAUGGAGAAAAAGAGGGGGGUGAUGAUUAUCAGUCAUUGUCUUUAAGUGAGGAAAAAUGUGUUUGAAUAACUUUUUAGGUGUAUGGUUGACACUUCCGUGCUCUGAUCAGGACUGGACUUCAGUAACACAAAGCCUCUGGGUCUAAUUUUAGCAAAGUAAUGGAAGGCCACGCCAACAGUAUCUAUAUAACAAUGAAAAUGCCUUUGGAUAAUAAAGUAAAGACCAAUUAUGAACACUUCUUGAUCCAAAAAGAUGUUCUUUAGCUUAUGAGGAUGCUCGUAAUAACACCUGUUAAAAUUAACAGCUGGUAGAAAUGUCAGAUUUGCAACCUAAAGCAUUGUCUAGUAGACAUUCAGGCCAAAUGGAACUGAAUGAGAAACUCCCAUGUGAAAGGGAAGAGUGACCCGUUUAAACAUCCAAAGCUAUUGCUGUUGUCUGACUUUCAAAAAUUAUUUCCAGUUGUUCUGUUUCCAUCAUAUUUUGCAUUCCCUUGUAAUAAAGAAUAUACCAUGACCAUGUGGAGCAAAACAAACCUGAACCACUUUCCCACCUCUGCUGCAAAAAGCACUUUGACAUCCUGAAUCCUGAUGUGGGUUUUUGAAAAGGUGGCAACGCCACUAUUACUUAAUUUGGUAACGUAGGAAUUUAAGGUUCCAUUUAUAAAUAUUUUGUUAGUAUUUAUUAUGAUUAUCACACCAAGCUACCUUCUCUGAUAAUUUAUUUUAAAGCAUGUCAUAUAAUGCAUCAGUAAUACAUUCACAAAUAAUGAUAUUUUAAAGCUAUUUUUAAAAGCAUAUCACAAUAUGUAGAUAUUGUCAAAGCAUGGUAUACACUUAAGUAGAGUUUCAUGGGUUAUAUUCAUGUAUGCUUUAAAGUUAAAUGAAUAAUAAUAAGGAAUUUAUAAAUGGAACCUUAAUAUAUAUCCAGUUACCCUAAUUUUAAUAUUUUGUAUUGUUACCUAUGUCUGCUGUAUAUAGAACUUCUUAAAUAAUGCUGAAGGGAUACCAGUGUUUAUUCUAAACAGAUACAACAGUUACUCAGAUAUACAAUAGUAUAAACAUGUUUAGCAUUUUUUUUAUUUUGUUUAAGUUGUAUGAGCUUUGUUCACAAAAAGAACACACGCUGGUGUGCUUUUGUUCAUAGAUGGGUUAACUGAUGGAAUAAUACAGUACCUCUGCCUUCUUACAGGGCACAGUGAGCUAAAUGUUGAAUCAACUUUUUCUCCCUUGAAAUAGAUUUUGUUGCUAUAUUCAUUAGAAGAGAAUCCACAGUUGCUGGCUUUAUUGCACAUUUUAUAGUGUUCAUAUUAUCAAAUCUUUUUGGUUUUGUUUUUGUUUCAAUUUUGUUUUGUUUCUGGUUUGUGUUUUGGUUUUGUUGGUUUGUUUUUUUUUUUUUCCAAAUCCUCUUCAUGAGGUUUUUAAAUGUUUCAGUUUUUUACUUUUGGUGUUUCAAAUUGUAUCCCCAAGUCCCAAGCAGAAGGGAGGGUGACUUCAUUAAAUGUAAUGAUUGUAAUGGCUGUGUAGGGUUUUUUGUUUUGUCAGAGAGAGACAUCAGUGUGGGGAUGAAGAUGUUAAUAUUUGGACUGUAUCAUAAUUUUCCUAUUCUAUGUAAAUUAUUUAUGAUGUUUUUUAAAUUUCUUUUUCUUUUUUUUUCCUUGCAAGUGUGUGUGAGAGAGUGAGAUCAAUGAAAUUUCAUUUUGUUUUGCCAAAGAUUGUAAAUAAUUAUUUAUUUGUUUACAUGGACGGAACUUUAUCAUUUAACGUCCUGAUUCAUUUAGUCAGAUCCUCAUUUUUAUAUAUAUAUAUAUAUUUUAAGAAAUUAAUGAUAGGAAAUAAACUGUAAAAAGGUUUUAUAAACAAAAUUCUCUUUACCUUUUUUAUAGUUAAAAUGUUUCUUUAAAGAAAAGAUUCCAUUCCCCAAAGCCCUCAGUUAAAUAAGCCUCUUGCCUUGCUAUAAACCAGUUCAUUUCAAGCAAACCCACAAAUCUGUUGCUUGGUUACAGAUCACCAACUGUCUGCUAAGGUUGUAAACAGCAGGUUUCCUAGUCUCUCUGACAAGACCUCAUUCUCCAUGAAGUCUUUAUCUGGCAAACUACCCCAAGUUUUAUUUAUGGCAUUACAACUGAGAAAUUUUGGUCCUGCUUCUCUUUUUUUGCUGGACUCCUACACAUGGUGUCUGUAUUGUGUCUGAACAAAUACACGAUCCUGUUCUGUA
Molecule: messenger RNA, 6338 nt
Organism: Aquila chrysaetos chrysaetos
Lineage: Eukaryota; Metazoa; Chordata; Aves; Accipitriformes; Accipitridae
Gene: THBS2
Product: thrombospondin 2
Exons: 22
Coding region: 208-3753 (1181 amino acids)
Biological process (GO): cell adhesion; negative regulation of angiogenesis
Cellular component (GO): extracellular region
Molecular function (GO): calcium ion binding; protein binding
Source: RefSeq, a predicted model, not a curated record